This is a messenger RNA of Purpureocillium lilacinum, 1761 nucleotides long. RefSeq lists its product as uncharacterized. Gene Ontology annotation, biological process: transmembrane transport. Gene Ontology annotation, cellular component: membrane. The record is from RefSeq and is a predicted model, not a curated record. Gene Ontology annotation, molecular function: transmembrane transporter activity. NCBI's taxonomy places the organism in Eukaryota, Fungi, Ascomycota, Sordariomycetes, Hypocreales, Ophiocordycipitaceae.
AUGGCCAUCUCAGAGGAUCGAGGUCACCGCCUUGCCUCUGUCACCGGUACAGCAACGUCGGAUAGCACCUCGAAGGAGGCGGCUUCGUCUUCGAAUGCCCCGACAGUCUCCUACGCCGGCCCCUUACACUCCUUCAACCAUGGCCGCGGCUUGACCAAGUCCCAUGCUGAGGGCAUCCCGCCCAUGUCCAAAGCCCGCCGCAUCGCCCUCGUGGCCACGCUGACAGGCGCAGCUUUCCUGAACACUCUCUCAAGCCAGAGCGUCGUCAUCAUUCUGCCCAGCAUCGGAAAGGAGCUCGACAUCCCCGAGAACCGCCAACAGUGGAUCGUCUCAGCGUACUCUCUAGCCUUUGGUUGCUUUCUCCUGCUCUGGGGUCGCGUUGCCGAUAUCCACGGCAAGCGUCUCGUCUUCAUUCUCGGAUCCGCUUGGGUCACUGUCGUCACAGCCGCCAAUGCAUUCGUCCCCAAUGAGAUUGCCUUUGACAUCUUCCGCGCGCUUCACGGUCUGGGUGCAGCCGCCAACGUUCCGACUGCGAUUGGAAUCCUCGGCGUCGUAUUCCCACCAGGCAAGGCCAAGAACUAUGCCUUUAGUUGCUACGCCGCCGGUUCACCGCUUGGUAAUGCCUUCGGCAACAUCUUCUCUGGCCUCGUUGCCCAGUACUCCAAUUGGAAAUGGGUCUUUGGCGUCUCCGCCAUCAUGGCAGGGGCUGCUACCGUUGCCGGACUCGUCUUCAUCCCUCCGACUCCCUCACUUGAGAGCUCCUGGGACAAGGGCGGCGGCGGCGGUCCGAGCCCCAUCAACGUCAAGCCGUCUAUCGACUGGCUAGGCACCUUUCUCAUCACCGCAGGGCUCCUGGCUCUGAUGUACGCUCUUACGGAGGGCAAUGUCGUGGGUUGGUCAGUGCCAUGGGUUCCCGUCGUCAUUGUGGUCUCUCUGACCACCAUUCUCGUGUUUGGCGUCUGGCAGCGGUAUCUGGAGCAUCGGAAGAGCACAGCCGGGACCUCCUUGCCCCCUCUUAUCAAGGUCUCCAUCUUCGCCAACGUUCGCUUCACCGCUGCCAUGGUCGCCACAGGUCUCUUCUUCGCCUCAUUCAACACCUUUGUGAUUUUUGCCACGUACCACUUCCAGAACUAUGAGGCGUUAUCUCCGCUACAAACCGCGUUGCGAUUCAUACCCCUAGGCGUUGGCGGCGCCUUCGCCAACCUCAUCGUCGCACAGCUGCUCCACCGCGUACCAGCCAUCUUCCUCCUGCUCUGUGGCACAAUCGCCGCUUCGUCUUCGUCUCUGCUCUUUGCUGUGCCCAUUCCACCCGGGACAUCCUACUUCGCUUACGGCCUGCCCGCGAUGCUGCUCUCCUCCAUCAGUGCCGACACUUUGUGGCCAUGCCUCACACUCUUCACUUCUCAAACACUGCCGCGCGAAGAUCAGGCCAUUGGUGGUGCCCUCAUCAAUGCCGUCGGUCAGCUCGGCCGUGCUCUGGGACUGGCCAUCAGCACAGCUGUUCAGACAGCGGUUAUGGCGCGAGCCCGCGGCGUUCCCGUCAAAGACGCAGGUGGCAUGGAGGCCUGGGAGCCGACCACCCUCAGAGGUCUCCGCGCCGGUAGCUAUAUGAACUUUGGGCUUGGCAUUGCUUCUCUCAUCGUCGUCGCCGCGGCGUUCUGGAACAUGGGCAUCAUUGGCAAAGCUGAGACUACAUCGUCGCAUCAGGCGGCUGCUGGCGGCACUCGGGAUGUCGAGCGUGGCGAAGCCACGUCGUCGUAA